Procambarus clarkii (red swamp crayfish) is the source of this 1644-nucleotide messenger RNA. Lineage: Eukaryota; Metazoa; Arthropoda; Malacostraca; Decapoda; Cambaridae. The record is from RefSeq and is a predicted model, not a curated record.
UCAAACGUUGUUGUAAUGAGUGUUUUGUGUGUUUUAAGGCUCACGUUUGAGGGAAUGUGCGCGCACUUGUAUAAACUCUCACAUGUAUGCGCAAGUCCACCUGCGCGGAUACCAAUAUACAUGCGCAUGUGUGCAUGCAUACCUGCGCGCGCUGAGUAUAUAGUCUUUGGAAGCAGAAAUGAAUUUGGCGUUACUCGGACUUAACAUGAGGCGUGUGUGUGUGUGUGUGUGUGUCUGUGUACACCUGGCACUCUUCGGCACUCACACUCCAGAGUGAUCAACAACACCCUCAGCACCGCAGUUUAACCACGAGUGCCUCGUUGGCACUCUGGUGGUAGUUUGGUGUCCAGGCGUAACUAACCGCGCUUCAGAGAGACUGAACAGACUGUUCGGCACGACGGGCCACUGUGCAGCCUGUAACAAGGUUAUUCCCGCCUUCGAGAUGGUGAUGAGAGCGAAGACUAACGUUUACCACCUGGAGUGCUUCGCCUGCCAACAGUGUAACCACAGAUUCUGCGUCGGCGACCGGUUUUACCUGUGCGACAACAAGAUCUUGUGCGAGUACGACUACGAGGAGCGUAUGGUAUUCGCCAACAUGUCGUAUUCCUCAGACUCUCUGGCCCACAUCAAGCGACAACAGCCUCCGGAGGAAUCUGGCUUAGCUCAACGUGGCAACGCCGCUACCCACAGCGCGGCGCUACCCCAGCUGCCCGGCCAACAGCACCAGUUGGGCAUGAACGGCAUGAGUCUGGGUAGUGCGGGCAACGGGCCGGGCACGUCAGGGAUGAUCUUGCCUACCCCGCUGGGGGACCGUGGCCCACUGGGGGACCGUGGACCCCUGGGGGACCAUCAACUGGGGGUCGGCGAGGGUGUUCUCAAGGCCCCCUCGACUGCGCCUCAACAGGCGAACAGCUCCAAUCAGGCGGUGGCCGACGAUGCUUCUAGCGGCUACGGAAGUCCCGACUCUCUAACGAUGGAGGACCGAUGAGACGCGGCCGGGAGGGGGCGCAAACGUCGACGAACAUGACCAACACAGCCUCCAUCGCACCACCUGCCGCAGGUACCGCCGCAGAUGUCGCCAAUGCCGCACGCAUCGUCAUCGCAGGCGCCGCAGUUUCCUUUCCAAAUGCCGCAAAUGCUGCCGCCUCACCUGUCGCAGCUAACGUCACCCAUGAUGCCACUGCCACCGAUGCAUCAGCAACACCGGCGGCCGCAGGCGGCGCUACCGCAGGCGGCGCUGCCGCACCCGCUACACUCCCAAUCAGCGGAGAUGUUCCGGGCAGUGGCAGGCCAGCCGCAACAUCAGUGGCGGCCGCCGUUUUGAUCAGCGACGCAGGCGCCAGAAGCAUUUGUACUGCAACGCUGCUCUACCGGCGCGCGUGUCUGCAACCACUCUAGCAAUGGCUAAUGGCCUCGUUAAGUCAUAACGCAACUGGGUCAAACGGCAAUGGUAGCGAUGGAGGGCCGUGUUGAUUGGUAUUUACCCUCGCGAGUAAAGCCCCCCUCCCCCCCCCCAAGGUCUGUCUCUCAAUCUGUCCCGAAUACAACUCAAAACUCCUGCAAAUCAAUCACCAAGUAAAAUUUUGAUCAACAAUCAACAUUUUAUAACGGCAGAAGCCCCCCCCCCCCGCCUCCCGUUGAGGA